GGAGCAGGCGGCGGGUCGUAGCGGAGGAGAGGACGUGGCAGUGAAGCCAGGGUGCUGCGAGCGCUGGACAGACAGCUGGCUGAACACAAAGACAUCAGCAGGUUGGUGAUGCAGCUCAGCUCCAUCGUGUCACACCUGAAAGCUCAGGCUGCUGAAACCCUGAAUGACCUCGGCCACUUCUCCACCCUGUGGAACCAGGACCCAGAGGACCAGGUGCAGGCCUUCCUGCAGUCCGACCCCUCCCUGACGGAGUUCAGCGCUCAGAUCUGCUUCUACUCUAGGCUGGAGGAACAGAUUUCGGAGCUCCCUGCGAUUUACACAGCGGGUUCGAUCCUGUUGGACACCGACCAGCUGAAGCGUUCGCUCACUCACGAGUGUCGCUCCUGGAAACGAGCUUUCGGCGCCGCUCUGAACCGCCGAGCGUCCGCCGACAUGAACGACAUCCUGUCGUUCGUGGACGCGCUCACGAAGCGUCUGCAGCGUCCAAUCUCAGACCUGGAUGAUGUCAGAGCAGCCAUGGCUGCACUCAGAGAGGUUCGGGAGGCGGAGUUUCGCAUCGACGCCACCAUCGGGCCGCUGGAGGAAUCCUUCGCCCUGCUCAACAGACACGAGCUGCUCUACGGUGACGGGAACGGCGAGCGCGUGGACGGCCUGAUGUACGCCUGGAAAAACCUCACUCACCUGGUGGUGCAGACCCAGAACACUCUGGUGCAGAUUCAGCCCAGCAUGAAGACAGACCUGCUGUCUGCAGUGCAGAGCCUCCAGAGCCAGGCUCAGAGCUUCUGCACCGACUACAACCAAAGGGGCCCGGGGGUGGAGGGCGUGGCCCCGGCUGAAGCCAGCGAGCGGCUGCAGAGUUUUCAGGCCGAGUUCGAUCAGCUGUGGAGGAAGUACACCACCUGCUCAGGUGGAGAGGAGCUGUUCGGGCUGCCUGUGAACGAGUAUCCGGAGCUGCAGAGGAUCCGGAGGGAGCUCUCCCUGCUGUCCAAACUCUACAGUCUGUACAGCUCGGUCACCGACAGCGUCGCCGGCUACUACGACAUCCUGUGGGCCGACCUCAACAUCGAGAAGAUCAGCGCGGAGCUGCAGGACUUCCAGAACAGGAUCAGGAAGCUCCCAAAGGCCCUGAAGGAGUGGCAGGCCUUCAGAGAUCUGAAGAAAACCAUCGAUGACUUCACAGAGACGUGUCCUCUGCUCUACAUGAUGGCCAACAAGGCGAUGCUGCACAGACACUGGACUCGUCUCAGCGAUGUGACCGGUCACAGCUUCCAGGUGGACUCUGACAGUUUGUGCCUGAGAAACAUUAUAGAGGCUCCGCUGCUGAAGCACAGAGAGGACAUCGAGGACGUUUGCAUCAGCGCGGUGAAGGAGCGCGACAUCGAGGCCAAGCUGAAGGACGUGGUGGCCGAGUGGAGCAGCCACACGCUCAGCUUCGCCACCUUCAGGAGCAGAGGAGAACUGCUGCUGAAAGGAGCCGAGACCACAGAGAAAAUCUCCACGAUGGAGGACAGCCUGAUGGUGCUGACGUCCCUGCUGAGCAACAGGUACAACGCUCCGUUCAAGCCCUCCAUCCAGCUGUGGGUGCAGAAACUCUCCAACACCUCAGAGAUCAUCGAGAAGUGGCUGUCGGUUCAAAACCUCUGGAUCUACCUUGAAGCGGUGUUUGUGGGUGGAGACAUCGCCAAGCAGCUGCCUCAGGAGGCCAAACGUUUCCAGAACAUCGACAAGUCGUGGCUGAGGAUCAUGCAGCGAGCGCACGAGGUUCCCAACGUGGUGCAGUGCUGCGUGGGAGACGAGAUGCUCAGCCAGCUGCUUCCUCACCUGCUGGAGCAGUUGGAGCUCUGUCAGAAGUCUCUGUCCGGUUACCUGGAGAAGAAACGGUUGGUGUUCCCUCGUUUUUUCUUCGUGUCCGACCCCGCCCUGCUGGAGAUUCUGGGCCAAGCCUCUGACUCACACACUAUACAGGCUCAUCUGCUCAGUCUGUUCGAUAACGUUAACAGAGUUGUUUUCAAUGAGAAAAUCUACGACCAGAUGAUCAGUUUCCAGUCCCAAGAAGGAGAAACUGUGGAGCUGAGGCAGCCAGUCCUGGCACAGGGGAAUGUGGAGGUGUGGUUAGGAGAGCUGCUAGCUGGGGUGAGGGGAACCCUUCAUGCUAUCAUCUGUCAGGCUUACCUGGCCAUCAGUGACUCCGCCUUUAAGCUGCUGGAGUUCCAGUCGGCGUUCCCGGCUCAGAUUGGCCUGCUGGGAAUCCAGAUGAUCUGGACGAGAGACGCAGAAGAAGCACUCGUCCUCAGCAAGUCUGACAAGAAGAUCAUGCAAACCACCAAUCAGAAGUUCCUGAACCUCCUCAAUGAGCUCAUCGACAUGACGACUCGAGAGCUGAGCAGGAACGAGAGGACCAAAUAUGAGACGCUGAUCACCAUCCACGUCCACCAGAGAGACAUUUUCGAUGAUCUGGUGAGGAUGAACGUGCGGUCGGCUUCAGACUUCGAAUGGCAGAAACAGUCGAGGUUUUACUUCCUGGAGGAGACGGACAGAUGUGUCAUCCAGAUCACAGAUGUGGAGUUCAGCUACUGUAAUGAAUACCUGGGCUGCACAGACAGGCUGGUCAUCACCCCACUGACAGACAGGUGUUACAUCACUCUGUCCCAGGCUCUGGGGAUGAGUAUGGGCGGAGCUCCGGCCGGACCAGCAGGAACCGGUAAAACGGAGACCACUAAAGACAUGGGUCGCUGUCUGGGGAAGUAUGUGGUGGUCUUUAACUGUUCGGACCAGAUGGACUACAGAGGACUGGGACGCAUCUACAAAGGUCUGGCUCAGUCCGGAGCCUGGGGCUGCUUCGAUGAGUUUAACCGCAUCGAGCUGCCGGUGCUUUCUGUCGCCGCCCAGCAGAUCUACAUCGUGCUGCAGUGUAAGAAGAACAAGAAGAAGCAGUUCGUCUUCACCGACGGAGACGUGGUCGACAUGGAUCCCGAGUUCGGCAUCUUCCUCACCAUGAAUCCCGGUUAUGCCGGCCGUCAGGAGCUGCCGGAAAACCUGAAGAUUCAGUUCCGCACGGUAGCCAUGAUGGUCCCGGACCGAGCCAUCAUCAUGAGGGUUAAAUUGGCCAGUGCUGGUUUCCGUGACAACCAGGUCCUAAGCAGGAAGUUCUACACCCUCUACAAACUGUGUGAGGAGCAGCUGUCCAAACAGGUCCAUUAUGAUUUCGGUCUGAGGAACAUUUUGUCGGUUUUGAGGACGUUGGGAGCUGUGAAGCGAUCUAACCCGUCAGAACCAGAGAAGACCGUGGUGAUGAGGGUCCUGAGGGACAUGAACCUCUCCAAAUUGGUGGACGAGGACGAGCCUCUGUUUAUGAGUCUGAUCAAUGACCUGUUUCCUGGCAUUGUUCUGGAUAAAGCCGGUUAUCCAGACUUGGAGUCGGCCAUCUUUAAUCAGGCUCAGCAGGCCGGUCUGAUCCCUCACCCGCCCUGGAUCCUCAAACUGGUCCAGCUCUAUGAGACGCAGAGAGUCCGACAUGGUAUGAUGACGCUGGGUCCGAGCGGUGCUGGGAAGACGGCGUGCGUCCACACGCUGAUGAAGGCCAUGUCUGAGUGCGGCUCGCCCCACCGAGAGAUGAGGAUGAACCCGAAAGCCAUCACAGCCUCGCAGAUGUUCGGCAUGCUGGACGUGACCACCAACGACUGGACGGACGGCAUUUUCUCCACACUGUGGAGGAAAACUCUGAAAGGCAAAAAGGGGGAAUACAUCUGGAUUGUGCUGGAUGGUCCGGUUGAUGCCAUCUGGAUCGAGAAUCUGAACUCUGUUUUAGACGACAACAAAACUCUGACGCUGGCGAAUGGCGAUCGAAUCCCCAUGGCUCCCUGCUGCAAGAUUGUCUUUGAGCCCCACAACAUCGACAACGCCUCCCCAGCCACCGUGUCCAGGAACGGGAUGGUGUUCAUGAGCUCGUCAGUGCUCAGCUGGAGGCCCGUCCUGCAGGCCUGGUUACAGAAACUAGCAGAGCAGCAGGCCAGCGCUCUGAAACACUGCUUCGACUGCUGCUACCAGGACUUGUUGGACUUUGUCUUCACUGCUGUGUCCCCUAAGAUGCAGGUGCUGGAGUGUAUGUACAUCAAACAGACUAUUGACCUGCUGCAGGGUUUGCUCCCCGCAGCGCAGGACAAACAGGGUGGCCAUGAUCAUGUGGGACGCAUGUUUGUCUUUGCGGUCAUGUGGUCUCUGGGUGCACUGCUGGAGCUGGAUGACAGAGCCAAGAUGGAGGCCUUCCUGAAGGCCCACAGCUCAUCUCUGGACCUGCCACCCACUCAGGACAACCAGACCAUCUUUGAGUUCACCGUCAGCGAGCAGGGACACUGGGAGCACUGGUCCAACAAGGUCCCAGAGUAUGUCUACCCCAAAGACCACGUCCCUGACUACUCGUCCAUCCUGGUUCCCAACGUAGACAACGUGAGGACGGACUUCCUGAUGCAGACCAUCAUGAAGCAGAGGAAGGCCGUGCUGCUGAUCGGAGAGCAAGGAACAGCCAAGACCGUCAUGAUUAAAGGCUACACUGGAAGGCUCGACCCAGAGCUCCACCUCAGUAAGACGGUGAACUUCUCUUCGGCCACGCUGCCCGGCAUGUUCCAGAGGACGCUCGAGAGCUACAUCGACAAACGCAUGGGCACCACCUACGGGCCGCCGGCCGGACGCAGGAUGACCGUCUUCAUAGACGACAUCAACAUGCCCGUAAUCAACGAAUGGGGCGACCAGAUAACCAAUGAGAUCGUGCGUCAGCUGAUGGAGCAGGGAGGUUUCUACAGCCUGGAUCGUCCAGGAGAGUUCAUCACUGUGGUGGAUGUUCAGCUGGUGGCAGCCAUGAUUCACCCCGGCGGCGGUCGGAACGACAUCCCUCAGCGUCUGAAGCGCCAGUUCUCCAUCUUUAACUGCACGCUGCCCUCCAACUCCUCCAUCGAUAAGAUCUUUGGCACUGUGGCUCAGGGCUACUUCUGCCCAGAGAGAGGCUUCCCCGGCCCGGUGUGCCAGCUCGCCGCCGCCCUCGUCCCCACCACCAGGCGGGUGUGGCAGGCCGUGAAGGCGAAGAUGUUACCGUCUCCUGCAAAGUUUCACUACAUCUUCAACCUGCGUGACCUCAGCAGAAUCUGGCAGGGGAUCCUCACGGUGAAGUCGGAGGUGUGUCAGAGCUCUGAGCUCCUCUCAGCUCUCUUCCAUCACGAGUGCUGCAGAGCGAUCGCCGAUCGAUUUGUCGACAGCGGCGACAGACGAGCGUUCGGCAGCAUCGUGGAGGCGGUCACAGUGGAGGAUCAUGGGAGAGCUCUGACUGAGCAUGCUCAGUGGAACAGCUGCUUUGUGGACUUCCUGCGUGAAGCCCCGGAGGCGACGGGAGAUGAACCUGAAGACGCUGAGCUGGAGGCUCCGAAGGUGUACGAGCCAAUCCCAUCGCUGGACCUUCUGGCAGAGCGGCUGUCGGCUUUUCAGCAGCAGUACAACGAGGCGGUGAGAGGCGGAGCCAUGGAUCUGGUCUUCUUCAAGGACGCGAUGAUCCACCUGAUGAGGAUCUCACGCAUCCUGAGGACGCCACAAGGAAACGCCCUGCUGGUCGGGGUGGGAGGGUCGGGGAAGCAGAGCCUGACGAGGCUCGCGUCAUUCAUCGCAGGAUACCAAACCUUCCAGAUCACACUGAGCAG
Messenger RNA from Haplochromis burtoni (Burton's mouthbrooder), 5684 nucleotides. Its product is annotated as dynein axonemal heavy chain 5. The record is from RefSeq and is a predicted model, not a curated record. Lineage: Eukaryota; Metazoa; Chordata; Actinopteri; Cichliformes; Cichlidae. Gene Ontology annotation, cellular component: dynein complex. Gene Ontology annotation, molecular function: dynein intermediate chain binding; dynein light intermediate chain binding; ATP binding. Gene Ontology annotation, biological process: microtubule-based movement.